UAAUUCUACUACAGAGUUUGAAGCAGUUUCCAGUUCAGGAAAUAAAACUAACUGGGCACUCUGCUAUACACAAACAAGGUUUAUAGCUGGAAUUCAAAGUAUCCAAAGAGUUAAAAGUAUGAAUGCAAUUAUUAAAAAAGAGGUAUCACGUAGUUCAACAUUGUUAUAUUUGAUUGAUGCCAUACAAAAUCGCUUGCCUUAUGUUGCUAAUCACUAUUUCUCUGCUAUUGAUUCAUUAAUUCAAAAAUACUUAACUCCACAUGUUCUAUCCCUUCAACGGCAACAACUUUCUGAAAGUUUCUUAUAUAAUGUAUCCGAAAUCACUUAUGAGUGGGAUAAUAAUAUCCCGGAACCAGCAAAUAUUAUUGAGAAUGGAUAUUUAGAGGAUGACUAUGAACGAAGUCAAACAUGCCUUAACAUAUUACUACAACCUUUGUCACGUGAUGAUGUUGUGCAGAUCUG
Racocetra persica is the source of this 462-nucleotide messenger RNA. Lineage: Eukaryota; Fungi; Glomeromycota; Glomeromycetes; Diversisporales; Gigasporaceae. The record is from the annotation of a GenBank genome assembly.